Messenger RNA from Parnassius mnemosyne (clouded apollo), 4768 nucleotides. NCBI's taxonomy places the organism in Eukaryota, Metazoa, Arthropoda, Insecta, Lepidoptera, Papilionidae. The record is from the annotation of a GenBank genome assembly.
GUUUCUAUUUGUUAUUGAUAUGCUUUAAUUCUAACCCUCAGAAAAGCCCUUUGAAAUGGAGCCGCCGGCCGCUGGUACUAGUUCUCCAGGACUUAUAGGUGCUACACCGUUACUGCCACCUCCAAUGUUAAGUGGCAUACCACCACCAAUACCUCCAGCAGUGGCAAUGCCUCCUAUUCCUGGAAUCCCUGGGAACAUGCCAGGCUUGCAACCACCUAUGGGUUUUCCUCCCAUCAUACCUCCAUUUUCUAUGCCUCCUCCUGGGUUUCCACCCUUUAAAGCGGACCUUGGAGCUCCAGCCCCGGAGGUUACACCGACUGUAAACCAAAGCAGUCCAUGGUCAGAACACAAAGCACCAGAUGGUCGCACUUAUUAUUACAACUCUGUCACAAAACAGAGUUUAUGGGAAAAGCCUGAUGAUUUAAAAACUCCUGCUGAGAAGCUUUUGUCAUCUUGUGUUUGGAAAGAGUACACAACGGAUGCGGGAAGGGUGUAUUAUCAUAAUAUAGAGACAAAGGAAUCUAGUUGGGUUAUUCCUAAAGAGUUGCAAGAGAUAAAGGAUAAGAUUGCUGCAGAAGAAGCUGCACAGGCAGCAUUAAAUGCAGACAUACCUCCUGGUGAAGUCCCUCUUCCAGCGUCUCCAGCUACUGCUCCAACCUCAGGCAGCUCUGCUUUAGAUGAAGCUAUGGCGAAAACCUUAGCUGCUAUUGACCCCAAUUUGGCUAAUAACAUUCCUAUUCCAGAGGAAAUAAAACCAGAAGAAAUUGCAGCACCACCUCCUUUAACUGGCACUGAUAGUAAUGAACCAACACCUGAAUUGCAGUACAAGGAUAAAAAAGAGGCAAUUGAGGCUUUUAAAGAAUUGCUGAGGGAUAGGAAUGUGCCUUCAAAUGCAUCUUGGGAGCAAUGCGUUAAGAUUAUUUCAAAAGACCCUCGUUAUGCGACUUUCAAAAAACUGAACGAGAAGAAACAAGCAUUCAACGCAUAUAAAACGCAAAAGUUAAAGGAUGAAAGAGAAGAGCAGAGGUUAAGAACAAAGAAGAAUAGAGAAAAUCUUGAGGAGUUUUUGCUUAGUUGUGACCGUGUGACAUCUUUGACAAAGUACUACAAAUGUGAAGAAAUGUUUAGCAAUCUCGAGAUAUGGCGAUGCGUGCCAGAUUCGGACCGAAGAGAUAUAUUUGCAGACUGCAUUUACACUAUUGCAAAACGUGAAAAAGAAGAAGCAAAGGCAUUGAAAAAGAGGAACAUGAAAAUGUUGGCACAAGUGCUGGAAAAUAUGAACGAAAUCACAUACAGUAGCACGUGGAGUGAAGCCCAAGUGUUGCUUUUGGAGAAUUCUGCAUUUAAGAAUGAUGUUAGUUUAUUAGGAAUGGAUAAAGAAGAUGCACUUAUAGUUUUUGAACAACACAUACGAAAUUUGGAGGCUGAAUAUUUACAAGAAAAGGAGCAGAUCAAAAAAAGAAACAAACGACAGCAGAGAAAAAAUAGAGACAACUUUUUGGCAUUAUUGGACAGUCUCCACGAAGAAGGCAAAUUAACGUCAAUGUCUUUGUGGGUAGAGCUUUACCCAGUGAUCUCAUCCGAUAUUCGAUUCUCUGCUAUGCUUGGUCAGAGUGGAUCAACGCCAUUAGAUCUGUUCAAGUUCUACGUGGAGAACUUAAAGGCGCGUUUCCAUGACGAAAAGAAGGUGAUAAAGGAAAUACUGAAGGAGAAGGAGUUCGAAGUGAAACCCGACACUACUUUUGAAGAGUUCGCGACUAUCGUAUGUGAAGACAGCAAAUCUGCGUCGUUGGAUGCUGGCAAUGUUAAGCUCACAUAUAACUCGCUAUUAGAAAAGGCAGAGGCAAGGAAUAGAGAGAAAUUAAAAGAGGAGUCAAAAGCACAGAAGAAAAUAGAGAGUGCAUUUAAAUGGGCACUUAGUGACGCAAAUGUCGACCACCAGCUUUCUUGGAGUGAAGUCAAAGAGAAACUUGACUUAAGUGCUCCUGAAUUUGCUGCAGUCCCUGACGAGGAAGAUCGCAUUAGGAUAUAUAAGGACUUCCAGCAUGAGCAGGAGGAAAGCUGCAUGCAUUACCAUCAUCCAAAAGCGUGCAAAACCAAGAAGUCUAAGAAAAAGAAACGCACGCGUUCGACAUCUUUGUCGCGGUCGGGGUCGGCGUCGCGGUCCGCGUCGCCGGACAGCGCCAGCUGGAGCUCGGACGAGCGCCGCCACCGCAGGAACAAGAAGAAGCACCGCAAGCACGACCCGCCGCCGAAAUCACCUUCACCAGAAGAGGGUGGCAUAUCUGAGGAGGAACCGUCGCGGCACAAGAGCAAGAAAUCAAAGCGCAGUGCGCCCAGCAGCGGCGACGAACACGAGCAUGCGCACAAGCCUAAGAAGAAGAAGGACAAAAAGGAAAAGAAAGAUAAAUCGGGUGGAUCUGGUGUGUGGAGUGACGCCGAGCUGGAGUCCAGGCGCGCCGCCCUGCUGGCACAGCUGCACGAGCACGAGGCCGACUGACGUUGCGUCACACACAUACACAUCUUCAACGACUACCCGCGCCGAACACAAACACAAGAAGCAGAACAACCACAGAAUGAUGCCUCCACAACGCAGUACACCACUGACGAAGAAGCAGGAAGCGUAGACAAUACCUGCGAAAUCUAACGAUGAUAUAUUAUACCUUCAUGUUAUUACAUUAUAAAUACACUUCCAGAUAUGGGCUAUUCAUUAGUACAGUGGAACACUUUAAUAUCUUUAUGUAGAACAUUUACUCACGGUAUAUGAAUGUAUCACUGUUAUGUGUCAUGUAAACAUGAUUGUGGUAUCAGUACUAACUACCUGUUCUCAGUUCUCAGGAACUACCUAUUAUUAUUAAUUUUUAAUACCAGUGGAAUUCAUAUUAUGUAUGUAUUAAAAUAAUAAAAUCACCUCGAUUAUGUAAGAUCCAUAAACAUGCUAUUAUUACCUAAACAGAAAAAAAUAUUAAUAAAAUAUAUCAUCAUCAUCAUCUUAAUUACAGUCUCAAAUCCACUGCUUAACAUUGGCCUCCCCCAAGGGAUGUCAGGAUACAUGGUUCUAAAUCACUUACUUCCACCGACUUCCUGCAUGUCUUACGAGGUCGUUGCUCCGUGUAGACUGUAGACUCUAGAGUGAGACCGCCUUACACGCCGCUAACCAAUACAGCGUAAUAUCAGUAAGGUUUGAAGUUGUAUCUUCAGAACCUUUGUCCGGUUGUCGGUUCUUUGAGCUAUAUGGGCGUUGCCACUUAGCGUACUAACCUUUUGAUGAAAUAUGUAGUUAUGAUAUAUUAUAAAUAGAUGAGAUGUUCCUAGGCCUAAGAAUUUAGAACUUAGUAUUUUCAAGUCAACAAAAAUGAUUGUUUAGCAUGUUAUUUUGAAUAAUAUUGCUCAGAAUCCGUAGAACCAUAGGAAUAAAUUAGUUUCUUUAAAUGUACAUAAUUUUUAAUAAAAUCUAAUGUUAUAAAUGAUAUUUUAAAGUAAAAUCGUAAUAUGUUACUUUAUCUAAAAAGAACAUUUCCAGAUUUAUGCUACUUUGUUAUUAUCAUCAUUAUUACACCCUAUCAAAAGAACAUAGGCCUCCCCCGUAGAUAGCCUCAUGAGGAUAUGUGCCGUAGUUGCCAUGCUUGGCAAGCGGGUUUUAUAUAUUUUGAGUUUGUUAUUGGGAAGAUUGGGUGACAAACGAACACACAGUCAACCUGAUGACAAGUAGAUACUGUGGCCUGUAGACAUCUACAUUUAUCCUCGAUUAAGAAUCAAAACGCAGUACCCCUAAGGACUAAGAUUUAAUGCCUCGUAUCCAGUAAAAAGGUUCUCCGAUUUUCAACCCUCACUGAAACUAAACACGGCAGCAUUAAGAUGUUAUUUUACGCUGGUAUUCUGUGAGAGCGUGGUCCUUCCCCGGCCGAGCAGACCUAUUCGUGCUACAACCAUAAUAUGACUGCAGCGUGGCUCUACCUCGUUUCGCCCAUCGUGACACCUACGGGUUGACAUGGAGUAGUGGAUAUUCUUACGCUGCUACUACACAGCAAAUGAUCAAUACACCUAAUUGGACCAAGAUAAUGGUUAUUAAAAAUCGAUUAAAAUAAUAACACUGUACUGUACUUUAGCUUUAAUUUCUUGCAACAAUAUUACAUGUGAACACUAAAUUGUAUUUUUUUUAAUCAUACAUGCUUGAUAUUUCUAUUACGUUGUAGAUAUAUUUUAUUAUUGUGUAAAUUCGGAGUUAUUGCGGGAACUUGACCGGCGAUGGAUUGCUGCUCCUGUAUUAUUGUUUAAAUAAUGGUUUGAAGUCGAUUUUGAUAUGUAAAAGUGGUGCGAUUUUGUGUAUUAAGUGUCUGCGCAUCUGAACUAUUAGUAGAAACGGUGAAACAAGAGCACUGAUGGUGAUGUGAUUCUCAAGAUAAUGUGUCUCUGCUUAGGCGCCUUGAGAUACCAUCGCCAACUGUGAGCUGUCUGCUGAUCAAGUUGCCGUCAAAAUCUCCCAAGGACUGCAUAAUGUAACGCAUCAACAUAUUGUGAAGCAGUGUACUAUGGUUAUUGUAGAAGGUUAAUUAUAUAAUGUAACUUCAGGCCCACAAGGUCUAGAACCCAGAGCCGUAAAGCCAGUUAUAAAAAAAUGUGUAAAUUCAUAAACAAUAUGAAUUUAAACAGUAUGUAAGGUUAAUAUAAAAAUAAGUCCUUUUCAUAUGCAUGGAGUCCACAAUUACAUCCUAAGAAAAUUUAAACUUAUUGUAAUACUCCAAAAAUAAAUUUGUUUUUGAAUUCU